AUGGACCUCAUGAAAACUAUCUGUUGUUGUGGUGGUGAGGACAACGAUGGUUUGCCAUACGAACGUUUGUAUAACGAUUCUAACGUGACACCAGUUAGACGGGACGAUGGUCGUCUUAAUGGUCGUGGAGUCGAUGAGGUGGACAACGUUGGUUGGAAUGGUUCCCGUAAAACAGUCGAAAGUAUAGAAGAACAAGAGGAAGAGGCCCUGAAUCGAAUAGUUGAAGACACCCAGCACAAUAUAAUCGAUGUAUCUCAUCUUGACGGAAUGACGCUGAACACAUCUGAAUACUUGGCUCGCGCUCAAAUGUACGAAGAAGCUAUUCGUACGAACGACCAAAACGUGAGCCGCGGUGUAGGUGGAGCACCCCGCAGUCCAAGUAGGCCAGCAAAACGUCUUUUGGAAGAUUGUGGUAAUAGAGCUGUUGACUGGCUCACCAGGCCCGCACCGUCGCAUGAAUCGUUGGAAGAAAUACGGCGCUGGACCACACAGAUGCAUGAUGCUGUGACGAAAGGAAUACAAGUGCAACAUAAAACAGAUCUAAUAGUCUACAUGGAUCUUUGA
Molecule: messenger RNA, 564 nt
Organism: Cooperia oncophora
Lineage: Eukaryota; Metazoa; Nematoda; Chromadorea; Rhabditida; Trichostrongylidae
Source: the annotation of a GenBank genome assembly